CCCCGGGUGCCGCCCCCGCCAUAGCACACAACAACAGAGUCGAGUCAUCGCAUCCUAUUGCGCCUGAUAAUCAACAGCUUAGCUAGAGCCGAGAGCGAGCAGCAGCAGCCAUGGUGCUCUCCAGGGCCGCCUCCGACACCGACGUGUCGGUGCACUCCACCUUCGCCUCCCGCUAUGUCCGCUCGUCCCUCCCGAGGUACCGGAUGCCGGAGAACUCGAUCCCCAAGGAGGCGGCGUACCAGAUCAUCAACGACGAGCUGAUGCUGGACGGCAACCCGCGGCUGAACCUGGCGUCCUUCGUCACCACGUGGAUGGAGCCCGAGUGCGACAAGCUCAUCAUGGCCUCCAUGAACAAGAACUACGUCGACAUGGACGAGUACCCGGUCACCACCGAGUUCCAGAACCGGUGCGUGAACAUGAUCGCGCAUCUCUUCCACGCGCCGCUGGGCGAGUCGGAGACGGCCGUGGGCGUGGGCACGGUGGGGUCGUCGGAGGCCAUCAUGCUGGCCGGGCUGGCCUUCAAGCGGAGGUGGCAGAACAAGCGCAGGGCCGAGGGCAAGCCCUUCGACAAGCCCAACAUCAUCACCGGCGCCAACGUCCAGGUGUGCUGGGAGAAGUUCGCUCGGUACUUUGAGGUGGAGCUCAAGGAGGUGAAGCUGCGGGAGGGGUACUACGUCAUGGACCCGGAGCAGGCGGUGGAGAUGGUGGACGAGAACACCAUCUGCGUCGCCGCCAUCCUCGGCUCCACGCUCAACGGCGAGUUCGAGGACGUCAAGCGCAUCAACGACCUGCUGGAGGAGAAGAACAAGCGGACCGGGUGGGAGAUGCCGAUCCAUGUGGACGCGGCGAGCGGCGGCUUCAUCGCGCCGUUCCUGUACCCGGAGCUGGAGUGGGACUUCCGGCUGCCGUGGGUCAAGAGCAUCAACGUGAGCGGCCACAAGUACGGCCUCGUCUACCCCGGCAUCGGCUGGUGCGUGUGGCGCACCAAGGAGGACCUCCCCGACGAGCUCAUCUUCCACAUCAACUACCUCGGCUCCGACCAGCCCACCUUCACCCUCAACUUCUCCAAGGGCUCCAGCCAGGUCAUCGGCCAGUACUACCAGCUCAUCCGCCACGGCAUCGAGGGGUACACGAAGAUCAUGGAGAACUGCCAGGAGAACGCCAUGGUGGUGAAGGAGGGCCUGGAGAAGACGGGGCGCUUCAGCAUCGUGUCCAAGGACGAGGGCGUGCCGCUGGUGGCCUUCUCGCUCAAGGACCGCAGCCGGCACGACGAGUUCGAGAUCUCCGACAUGCUGCGCCGCUUCGGCUGGAUCGUGCCGGCCUACACCAUGCCGGCGGACGCGCAGCACGUGACCGUGCUCCGCGUCGUCAUCCGGGAGGAGUUCAGCCGCACCCUCGCCGAGCGCCUCGUGCUCGACAUCGACACCGUCAUGGCCCAGCUCGACGCGCUGCCCUCCAAGCUCGCGCCCCCGGCGCUGCUGCCGGCCGCGCUGCCCAAGACCGUCGUCGUCGCCAACGGCCACGUCAAGAAGACGGAGCUCGAGACGCAGAAGUCGGUCACGGAGGCCUGGAAGAAGUUUGUGCUCGCCAAGAAGACCAACGGCGUCUGCUAGUCCCCAGAUUAGGAGUCUCCAAAACCCAAAUCAUGCUCAGAUCGUGAAGCUACCGAUCUUACUUAUUCGAGUGAAACUAUAUUAUAGGUUGAUUUAGGCCGAGUUUGUAACCAAAAUUUUGCUGUGGCUUUUAUGACUUGCGCAAUUGCGCUGCAGUGAUGGUACUAUUUUUCUGUCAAAUGGUUCUGCAAAUUUAUUUAUU
Molecule: messenger RNA, 1815 nt
Organism: Triticum dicoccoides
Lineage: Eukaryota; Viridiplantae; Streptophyta; Magnoliopsida; Poales; Poaceae
Product: glutamate decarboxylase 1-like
Exons: 6
Coding region: 111-1613 (500 amino acids)
Biological process (GO): L-glutamate catabolic process
Cellular component (GO): cytosol
Molecular function (GO): glutamate decarboxylase activity; pyridoxal phosphate binding
Source: RefSeq, a predicted model, not a curated record